This is a messenger RNA of Euleptes europaea (tarantolino), 755 nucleotides long. It is a transcript of the gene ARL15, whose product is annotated as ADP ribosylation factor like GTPase 15. The coding region runs from base 4 to 624 and encodes 206 amino acids. Lineage: Eukaryota; Metazoa; Chordata; Lepidosauria; Squamata; Sphaerodactylidae. The transcript has 5 exons. Gene Ontology annotation, molecular function: GTP binding; GTPase activity. The record is from RefSeq and is a predicted model, not a curated record.
AGAAUGUCUGAAUGUAUCCAGCUUUCAUUUGCUGUUUGUAGAAUUGGCAUUUACACGUGCUUUCGAGCGCUUUGCUGCAAAGGACCUCCACCGCCACGACCAGAGUAUGACUUGGUUUGUAUAGGUCUCACUAGAUCGGGCAAGACCAGUCUGCUAUCACAGCUCUGCAGUGAAAAUAGAGAGAACAUUGUGUCUACAACAGGUUUUAGCAUAAAAGCAGUGCCAUUCCAGAAUGCCGUCUUGAAUGUAAAAGAGCUUGGAGGGGCUGACAAUAUCAGGAAAUACUGGAGUCGUUACUACCAGGGAUCCCAAGGAGUAAUAUUUGUAUUAGACAGUGCCUCUUCAGAAGAUGACCUAGAAACAGCUAGAAACGAACUGCACUCUGCGCUUCAGCACCCACAGCUAUGCACGUUGCCAUUUCUAAUAUUGGCCAAUCAUCAAGACAAACCAGCAGCUCGUUCAGUACAGGAGAUAAAAAAAUAUUUGGAACUUGAACCGCUUGCACGAGGAAAACGCUGGAUACUUAAGCCAUGUUCCUUGGAUGACAUGGAAGCUGUAAAAGACAGCUUUGGUCUGCUGAUCAAUUUACUAGAAGACAGAGAUCUCGAGCCUGCCCAAAUCUGAAAAGAAACAAGAAUGGCUGUUGGAUAGCGUUGUACCUGUUCGUCUUGCUUUCUGCUGAAUUAUGGUUUGAUAUUGAGGAGACUGCGUUAGAGCUUGCAAUAAAUAUAUUUUUGUGUUUAGUCUGGAAAACU